AAUAGACAACUAAAAACAAAAGACGUACGCCCAGGCACACGACCCAGCGACCAACGCAUGGGCAAUGCAUCGUCAUCAUGAGUACGCCGCUGGCGCGGGCUACGUGCUACCCAUGGAGCAACAUCAGCAGCUCCUCUACCAACGCCGCCUUUUGCGCCCAGCGGCUAAUAUUAAACGCAUACGUCAGCCACCGCUGCCCGUCUAUGAGCGCAGCUACUCACUUGACACAGAGCCAACAAAUGUUGUGCCCAUCUACUCCAAAUUCGUCUAUCCCAAGCAGCAAAGGCAGCACCUACCGAUAUAUCUGGACGGAUCGCUCAGCUCGCUGGCUAGCGAUGACUACACGGACUAUGACUACGACUAUAGCUACUCCGAGGAGGUGCCUCUAGAUGGUGCACCAUUUGUGGUUGAGCCGCCACAGCCACCCGAGACUGCCGCAAAUGUUGUGCGCAACCUAAAUGCGUUGGGUCGUCUGCUGGAGCUCGUGCAGCGUUGGCCUCUGCCACGUCUCUCCUUCAAUACGGCUUGCAUUUGUUUUCUGAUCGUCAUUUUUCUGGCGCCUCGUCCUUGUGCACAGAGUUUAUUAUUUCCUGCUUUCAGAUUAUUUUUUGGCACACUCUAUCCGGCCUAUGCCUCAUACAAGGCGGUGCGCACCAAGAACGUGAAGGAAUAUGUCAAAUGGAUGAUGUACUGGAUUGUGUUUGCAUUCUUCACAUGCAUUGAGACAUUCACGGAUAUUUUCCUCUCCUGGUUUCCAUUUUAUUAUGAAGUCAAAGUGAUUAUUGUCUUGUGGCUACUCUCGCCGGCCACAAAGGGCAGUUCGACUUUGUACCGCAAAUUUGUGCACCCCAUGCUAACAAGACGUGAACAGGAGAUCGACGAGUAUCUGAAUCAGGCUCGCGAACGUGGAUAUUCGGCUGUUUUGCAGUUGGGCUCAAAGGGCGUCAAUUAUGCCACAAAUGUCAUCAUGCAGACAGCCAUAAAGGGCGGCGGAAAUUUGGUGCAAACCAUUAAGCGCAGCUACAGUCUCAGCGAUCUGUCGGAGCCAGAUGUGCACCGCACGCAGGACGAGCUGGACGCGGUCAUGUCCGUCGCAUCUAUGUCGACACGUCCACAACCGCGACUCCUGCGCCCACGUCAGCCCACGGCUGUGGGGCGCUCAGCCUCUGUAAGCACGCGCCAUUCAACGGGCAUGUACUUUACAGAGAUCGAUGUUACGUCCGGAAAGAACAGCGGCGAUUUUAACUAUAACAUACGGUCCACAGGUGACAUCAGUUCCGGAUACUCUAGCGCUGAGCCCAUCAAUGCUGGUGUCGGCAGUGGACUGAGCCGUACUUCGUCAAUGACAAACGCUUCCAAGGCGCGCUUGAAAUCGAAGCGGAACGAGGCCGACGCACAGUUGCUGGACGAUAUGCGAGCCGAGGUGUAUUUGGAAAAUGAGCGUUACUUUCAGAGCACCCAUAAGGGGCCAGAAUAUGUCAAAGAUCAAGACGUUCUAGAAACUGGCAAAGAUGACGGCAUUGUCGUCUACCUUGAUACGGGUAUAAGAGAUGAGGCGGAGGAGGAAGAUGAAGAUCAAGAGCAGGAGUUUUAUGAGGCUUUACCGAUAGUAGAUGAACCCGAAAACAAGACAGAGCCAAUUGACUGCCUAACAACGAUAAAUAUAAUGGACAAAGAUUCCGAGUCCUGCCAGGAAAAACUGGAUGAUAAAGCAAUUGACACAACUAUUGCAGAAUCCAGCACUCUUCAAGAAAGCACUGGCACAAAAGACCGACCGGUAACGCCGCGCGAGCUUCGCGCCACACUCGAAGAGAUCAAGCACAGUUUUCGUGCUCAACUCGAGCCUGAGCUAUCGCCAAGCCUUAAAGAUAGUCCAGAGUUGCGGCCCAAAGCCCAACAUAGUAAAGGACGAGCGCCUGCGCCACCUUUACCGCCACGUCCCAAAGCACGCAGCCCACAACCCGAUACCAUAAGCCUCCAAUCCAACAAGUCGACCACCUCGGAGCGUGCUAGCACACCUAGCAAAUCAGGUAUCGGGAAUCUAUUCAAGAAUAUCAAAGCUAAUGUGCUCCGCAAUAAAAUUAAUCAGCAUGGGAAUGAGAAUGAACACGAUGUAGCCGAAGGUGUGGCAGUAAACAAUAGAGAAACGGAAAUAUGAUCUGCACUUGGAACCCUCGAAGACAAAUCCAUGUCUGCUAGUUGCACCACCUUGCCAAGAAGCAGCAAGCGCGGAGACAAAACGCAUGCGACUGCAAUGAGCGGAAUUAGUCAGGCCAAGACGCGCAACAAAUCGGAGAAGUAGUGCGCCUCGAGUUCCC
Molecule: messenger RNA, 2318 nt
Organism: Scaptodrosophila lebanonensis
Lineage: Eukaryota; Metazoa; Arthropoda; Insecta; Diptera; Drosophilidae
Gene: ReepA
Product: receptor expression-enhancing protein 1
Exons: 7
Coding region: 65-2158 (697 amino acids)
Biological process (GO): endoplasmic reticulum tubular network organization
Cellular component (GO): cytoplasmic microtubule; endoplasmic reticulum membrane; endoplasmic reticulum tubular network
Molecular function (GO): microtubule binding
Source: RefSeq, a predicted model, not a curated record